This is a messenger RNA of Peromyscus eremicus (cactus mouse), 2188 nucleotides long. It is a transcript of the gene Rabgef1, whose product is annotated as RAB guanine nucleotide exchange factor 1. Bases 89 to 1567 code for a protein of 492 amino acids. The record is from RefSeq and is a predicted model, not a curated record. Gene Ontology annotation, molecular function: guanyl-nucleotide exchange factor activity; DNA binding; small GTPase binding. NCBI's taxonomy places the organism in Eukaryota, Metazoa, Chordata, Mammalia, Rodentia, Cricetidae. Gene Ontology annotation, biological process: vesicle-mediated transport. The transcript has 9 exons. Gene Ontology annotation, cellular component: endocytic vesicle; cytosol.
GGGCAGGGGCGGGGCAGGGAAGCCGACUGACUGAAGCGGCGCUGGGAGCGGCUGUCGGACGCCGGCGGAGCCGCGGACCAGGAAGAAGAUGAGCCUGAAGUCCGAACGCCGGGGAAUUCAUGUGGAUCAAUCUGAGCUCCUGUGCAAGAAAGGAUGCGGUUACUACGGCAACCCUGCCUGGCAGGGUUUCUGCUCCAAGUGCUGGAGGGAGGAGUACCACAAGGCCCGGCAGAAGCAGAUCCAAGAGGACUGGGAAUUGGCAGAAAGACUUCAGCGGGAAGAGGAAGAGGCCUUCGCUAGCAGCCAGAGCAGCCAAGGAGCCCAGUCCCUCACAUUCUCCAAGUUCGAGGAAAAGAAAACCAAUGAGAAGACCCGCAAGGUCACCACAGUGAAGAAGUUCUUCAGUGCUUCUUCCAGGGUUGGAUCCAAGAAGGCAGAAAUUCAGGAAGCCAAAGCUCCCAGUCCCUCCAUAAACCGGCAAACCAGCAUUGAGACGGAUCGAGUGACUAAAGAGUUCAUAGACUUUCUCAAGACCUUCCACAAGACAGGCCAAGAAAUCUAUAAACAGACGAAGAUGUUUUUGGAAGCAAUGCAUUACAAAAGGGAUUUGAGCAUUGAGGAACAGUCAGAAUGUACUCAGGACUUUUAUCAGAAUGUGGCCGAAAGAAUGCAGACUCGUGGGAAAGUGCCUCCAGAGAAAGUGGAGAAGAUAAUGGAUCAGAUUGAGAAGCACAUCAUGACCCGUCUCUAUAAAUUUGUGUUCUGCCCUGAGACUACUGAUGAUGAGAAGAAAGAUCUUGCCAUUCAAAAGAGGAUCAGGGCUCUGCACUGGGUGACACCUCAGAUGCUCUGUGUCCCUGUCAAUGAGGAAAUCCCGGAAGUGUCUGAUAUGGUGGUGAAAGCGAUCACAGACAUCAUUGAGAUGGACUCAAAGCGUGUGCCUCGGGACAAGCUAGCCUGCAUCACCAGGUGCAGCAAACACAUCUUCAACGCCAUCAAGAUCACCAAGAAUGAGCCAGCCUCUGCCGACGACUUCUUGCCCACCCUCAUCUACAUCGUCCUGAAGGGCAACCCCCCUCGCCUGCAGUCCAACAUCCAGUACAUCACUCGCUUCUGCAACCCCAGCCGGCUUAUGACAGGCGAAGAUGGCUACUACUUCACUAACCUGUGCUGUGCUGUGGCUUUCAUUGAGAAAUUAGAUGCUCAGUCGUUGAAUUUAAGUCAGGAGGAUUUUGACCGAUACAUGUCCGGCCAGACUUCCCCGAGGAAGCAGGAGUCUGAGAGUUGGUCCCCUGAAGCCUGCUUAGGUGUGAAGCAAAUGUAUAAGAACUUGGAUCUCCUGUCUCAGUUGAACGAACGGCAGGAAAGGAUCAUGAAUGAAGCCAAGAAACUUGAAAAGGACUUAAUAGACUGGACAGACGGAAUUGCCAAGGAAGUUCAAGACAUUGUUGAGAAAUACCCCCUUGAGAUUAAGCCCCCAAACCAACCCUUAGCAGCCAUUGACUCUGAAAACGUGGAGAACGACAAGCUCCCGCCCCCACUGCAGCCGCAGGUGUACGCAGGGUGAUGUCUUGCUCAUGGCCAUAUUUACUUGGGGCUGAGUUCAGGGAGCUGCUGCGUUCCACUGUUCAGGUCUGGAAUACGAAGUAACUGCUUAAGUCAUCAAAGUAUUUUUAAGGUACAGUUUUAGGGAUUGUUUUGUUUAUUUUCUUUUUUUUUCCUUUUUUGUUAGCAGGGGAAGCUAGUAAAUAAUAAUGCACUAUUUAUUUGAGUUGGUGAAGUAGGUUUGUGUGAAUUCUGUUUCAAUCUUUUAUGUCCUCCUUGAUUUUCCCAUGGGCUUCCUCUGUGGGAGACACUGUUGUUGGUUUGGGGCAAAUAUGCCUUUAAAAGGAUAAAACAGAUACUACAAAGUCUAUGUUGAAAUGAAUCCAAUAUUCCCACACUCUCCCAGUGUGAAGUAGUAAUUUUGUAAUUGUAAAGAUAGAAGAUAUGUUAAUAAGUAAAUAUGUAAAAUUGUAAAUAUGUAAAAAAAAUAGGGCUGGGGGAGGGAUGGUGUCCGCGUGCAUGGCAUUUCACAUGCUGUUUGUUGUUUUUUAGAUGAAAAUGAAAUAUAUUGAAUGUUUGCCUUUAGCACCAUUUUGUUUUGUCCCACUAAAAAGAAUUAAAAACUUUGGGCUUUCACCUUUAA